Molecule: messenger RNA, 2938 nt
Organism: Zootermopsis nevadensis
Lineage: Eukaryota; Metazoa; Arthropoda; Insecta; Blattodea; Termopsidae
Gene: eIF3d1
Product: eukaryotic translation initiation factor 3 subunit d1
Biological process (GO): translational initiation
Cellular component (GO): eukaryotic translation initiation factor 3 complex; cytoplasm
Molecular function (GO): translation initiation factor activity
Source: RefSeq, a predicted model, not a curated record
UUGUAUUGUCGGUGGUUGUGUGUGGUGUGUUGGUUAGGUAUUACGUGUAAGAUUUAUUAAAAUUGUUUGUUAGUAACUAUUGACGGUAUGUUCGAAGGGGAAGAAGUCCCGCAUUUUAAUGCACCAGUUAUUCAAGAUAAUUCAACUGGUUGGGGUCCGUGCGACAUGCCUGACCAAUUUAAGGACAUGCCGUAUCAGCCAUUCUCGAAAGGAGAUCGCUUAGGAAAGAUAUCUGAUUGGACAGGUGCAGCAUUCCAGGAUAAGAAGUACAUAAAUAAAUAUCAGUCUCAGUUUGGUGGUGGGAGUCAGUAUGCUUACUAUCACGAUGAGGAUGAGAGCACUUUCCAUCUUGUGGACACAACUCGUGUACAGAAACCACCAUAUCAGCGUGGGCGUUUUCGUCAGAAUCAGCGGAACCUUCGUGGUCGCGGUGGACAACGUGGCUCUCAUCAAAAUCAGUUACAGUUGUUGGGGAAGGGACUCAAGAUGAGAGACAGGAAUCAGAGACAACAGCGUAAAUGGCCACAGCGCCAAGGUAUGCGCAACAACAAAAAUCAGCCACCAAUUAAGAGUCGUGAUGCUUCAGUGACGGUGCGUCCUGACUGGACCACUAUUGAAGAAAUGGAUUUUCCUCGGCUAACCAAAUUGUCUUUACCCAAUGUGAAGGAGGGAGAGGAUAUUAGUUGUUGUGGGUCGCUGGAAUACUAUGACAAGACAUACGAUCGUGUAAACGUGAAAAAUGAAAAACCACUGCAGCGUAUUGACCGUAUCUUCCAUACUGUUACUACUACUGAUGAUCCAGUGAUACGUAAACUCAGUAAAACUGAAGGCAAUGUGUAUGCUACAGAUGCCAUUUUAGCUACACUCAUGUGCUGCACCCGCUCAAAUUACUCAUGGGACAUUGUUAUUGAGAAAAUUGGAGACAAACUGUUUUUUGACAAGCGGGACAACACAGAAUUUGAUUUGUUAACAGUGAAUGAGACUUCAGUGGAACCACCACAGGAUGAUGGCAAUAGCCUAAAUUCUCCUCGUAACUUGGCUCUUGAAGCUACAUUCAUUAAUCAUAACUUCUCACAGCAAGUGCUGAAAACGGGUGAACCUCGCUACAAAUUUGAGGAAGGCAACCCAUUUAUCUCUGAGGAGGAAGCAGGUGAAGUGGCCUCAGUAGCUUACAGAUAUCGCAAAUGGGAUCUGGAUAAUGGAGUGGUGUUAAUUUCUCGAUGUGAACAUGAUGCUGUUAUGCAUGGCCCCAACGGGGAACUUCAGUUUGUCACCAUCAAAGCACUAAAUGAAUGGGAUUCUAAGCUGUCUGGUGGUGUAGAAUGGCGUCAGAAGUUGGAUACUCAGCGAGGAGCUGUGCUUGCAAAUGAGUUAAGGAAUAAUGCCUGCAAACUUGCAAAAUGGACUGUACAAGCCCUUCUGGCAGGAUCAGAUCAGGUCAAAUUUGGAUAUGUUUCCCGUGCUCAUGUUCGAGACUCAUCCAAACAUGUGAUCUUGGGCACACAACAAUAUAAGCCAAACGAGUUUGCAACACAGAUCAAUCUGAACAUGGACAAUGCGUGGGGUAUACUCCGUUGUAUUGUGGAUAUCUGCAUGAAACAGAAAGAUGGAAAGUAUCUCAUCAUGAAGGACCCCAACAAGCCAAUGAUUCGACUGUAUGACAUACCAGACAACACCUUUGAGUCAGACAAUGAAGAUGCAGAUGAUGAAGAGAUAGCUGACAACACUUUUCAGCCUUUGUAUCCUUAUUCAUCUAUAAAGAGGAUCUGAACAGAUUGAAGGCAUUCUUGUUCAUAGUAAGUUCCCUUCCGAUAAUGUAAAGUGACUGCACUGUGCUGGCACAUCUUAAUGUGAAGUAGAGGACUUAGAACCAUGAAACAAAAUAAAGCUACAUAGUAUAAAAGAAUCAUACUUUUAUUACUCUUUGGUCUCCAAUGUAGUCAGUUUCAUUUGAUUGAAUUAGAAAAUGGAUAGGGAAAACUGGGACAGGAUGUGAGCUUAAUCAUCGAAGGAAGAAAAAAUUAGACCAUCAUGGGAUCUGUUUAUUUUUCUGGUUCAUCUGUUUCUGAAUGGGGUCAUGAACACGUAUUUUGAAUUUAUAUGGGGUUCUCACUUUUAAUGCUUUAUAAUAUAUGCAUUUAAUGGUAUUAUUGCAUGCUACAUUUUCUUAAGAAUAAUCAUAGUUUGGUCUAAUUAAAUGCACCAAUCACAUCCAUACAUUUUUAUGCUGAAUUUUCCGUGGUCAGGGUGUUUCGUAUUCUUGCAUAACAAGUUUCAGUUUGCAAAUUGUUGCUUCCACAUCUGCAUCAGUAAUCUCAUAGUAAGUAACAAGUCUGGCAGACUUAUUUGUUACGGGGCAGAUCUUAAUAAUUGCAGUUUUGUUUCCAAGUUUGGCAGCUUCAUUUUUUGUGACCUGUAAUUGACAGUUAUCUUUAGAAUUUUACAUAAAAGAUUUUGUACGCCAUUAUUUGCUUUGAUUUUUAAACUUGUUAAUUUUGUUUGCUUCUGAAUGUGAAAUGGCCUAACACAGUAAUAUUUGUGUUUAUUUAAAUUUAUGUAUUGCACAUUUAUAGACUUUAUAUAAAUCUAAUAGGAUGAACUGAAGUAAUAUAUCUGCAUCUACAUUAUUAUGAUAUUCCGUCAGAAAUUAAUCUUUAAAUGUGUUGCACUGUAACAGUCUCUUGAAUAUAACCGUUUCCUUUCAUAAUGUCUGCACCCUGUUUUGUCUCCGUAAACAUAUCUUAAAAAAUUAGCAUUAAUGAAUGUAUUACAAAACAGGAGGGACAUACAAGUCUCACAGAACUUAACAGGGCUGUCAGGAUAUCUCAGUAUAGAACCACUGAUCCUGAAGAAAAGAUAAAAAAAAAUAGUAUGGACACUAAACUGACAGCCUGUACUUGGAAGCAAGAAGAAUAAAAUAUAUUGGCUCAGCAAGUAA